AUGCGUCCCAUUUCCCUCCUCACAGCAGUUAUUCUUCCCCUUACUCUUGCAGCACCCGUACCUGAUAAAGAUACAAACACACCUCAAAUCAUCCCCCUUCCACCCCCCGAUGCAAUCCUCGCUCUCAUCAACGCCGGGCUCGCCAACGCCGCAAACCCCACAGAUGUAGCCUACGUAACAGGUCUCAUAGCCGCCGCCGAAGCCGCAGCAGAAGCCGCCGCCGCUGCCCAAAAAGCCAGCGGUUCUACAAGCGGUACCACAAGCAAGAGGCAAGAUCUCGGAUCACUUCUCGGUAUACUUGGAGAUUUGCCCUUGGGAUCAUUGGGACUAGGAGGAAUUUUGAAAGAGCGAGAUGAGAAUACCAAAAGACAAGUGACUGGUCUCCCCGAUCUCGCUAAUCCCGGGGAGCUCGGUGCAAUUUUGGGGGAGCUGGGUCCCGUCGUUGGUGUUGCUGGGGAUAUUCCUCCUCUAGGUAAUGGUGGGGUUUUGAAACGUCAGGAUCUUCCUCUUGUGGGGAGUCUUCCUGGUGUUGCGGGCCUUACGAAUGAUUUACCUCUUGGUUCGCUAGGUUCUCUUACAGGAGGUCUUUUGCAGAAUCCAACUGCUGCUACUUCUUUAUUGGGGGGAUUGAAGGAGAGAGCUAAGAGACGAGAAGUAAAACGUCAGGAUCUUCCUCUUGUGGGGAGUCUUCCCGUUACGGGUCUGACUAAUGAUUUACCGCUUGGUUCGCUGGGUUCUAUUACGGGAGGUAUUCUGCAGAAUCCAACUGCUGCUACUUCUUUAUUGGGGGGAUUGAAAGAGAGAGCUAAGAGACAAGAAGCAGCAGGUAUUUUGAAAGUAUAG
Molecule: messenger RNA, 843 nt
Organism: Sclerotinia sclerotiorum 1980 UF-70
Lineage: Eukaryota; Fungi; Ascomycota; Leotiomycetes; Helotiales; Sclerotiniaceae
Exons: 3
Coding region: 1-843 (280 amino acids)
Source: RefSeq, a predicted model, not a curated record